AUGGAUAGUGGAUUUUUAUCCCGCCGGAACCUUUUGACCGGCUCGUUCCUAUUGGCCUUCACCUCCACUGAGCAUCCCGGCACUCAACUUGGAUAUGUUGCUCUCGAUCUGCACUUGGCAAGAUUCUUCGCCCUCCUUGCUUUGCGAAUGCGGUCGCUGCGAUACCUUUCACAGGAAAUUCAACCCUUGCACAGCCGCGUUGGCGAACCAUGA
Molecule: messenger RNA, 213 nt
Organism: Pyricularia oryzae 70-15
Lineage: Eukaryota; Fungi; Ascomycota; Sordariomycetes; Magnaporthales; Pyriculariaceae
Exons: 3
Coding region: 1-213 (70 amino acids)
Source: RefSeq, a predicted model, not a curated record